UUACCAACGUUGUUGUUCAAUUACCCACAAUCCUUUGAUUCACUGUUCGACCACCGAACAAUAACGACUGUAAUAGAACCCGCACCCGUGGUUCGCCAUUCAUUAUCAGUUCACUUGAACAACGAACAGCCCGAAAAAUCUCAAAGGACAAGCCAGGCUCUGAUAUAAAACCGCUUCAAUCCUUUCAGAAAUCUUUCAUCCUGCAAGACUCAUCACAAGGAUUACUCAAAGCAAUCUCUGAGCAACACUCGACAACAACACAAUCGUGUCAACAGCAAUUUCUUUUCGAGAUACCCUCGCACGCUACUUUCAUUUCUACCACACCUUUUUAACUGCGACAAAAUGCAUUUCCCGUCUGUCGCUGCGUGCCUCGGUCUGGCUGGUCUAGCCCAGGCACAUAUGGAGAUGAUUUACCCUCCCCCCUUCAAGUCAAAAUCCAACCCCAAUGCUGGUAGCGAUGUCGACUACAGCAUGACCGCCCCUCUCGACGCAAGCGGCGCCAAUUUCCCUUGCAAGGGCUACCACUCCCUCUUUGGUACUAAGGAGGGUGCCUCGGUCGCGGACUGGGCAGCCGGCGGUUCCUACAACAUGAGCAUCACCGGCGGUGCUAACCACGGUGGUGGUAGUUGCCAGGCUUCCCUCUCCUACGACAAAGGAAAGUCUUGGAAGGUCAUCCACUCAUACAUCGGCAACUGUCCUGGUGCUGGUACCACCACCUUCGACUUCAAGGUCCCCAGCGACGCUCCAUCCGGCGAGGCUAUCUUCGCCUGGUCGUGGUUCAAUCAGAUCGGUAAUCGUGAGAUGUACAUGAAUUGCGCUGCCGUCACUAUUGGUGGUGGCUCCGGCAAGCGAGCAGAUGCCAUGAGCAACCGUCCUGAGAUGUUCGUUGCUAACGUCGGAAAUGGCUGCACUACCGAGGAGUCGUCCGAUCUCGAAUUCCCCGAUCCUGGUCCCGAUGUGAGCAACGACUCCCAGAAGACUGCUGGCCCCAAGGGUACUUGUGGUAAGGCAGGAUCUGGUAGUGGCUCCGGCUCCGGCUCCGGCUCCGGUGAUGGUAACAACGGUGCUGUUCCUAGCACUCCCGCUGACGGCUCCGCUGGCGGCAACAACGGUGCUGCUCCAAGUGCUCCUGCUGCCCCUACUCAAACUCAGCCUGCUGCUCAACCUUCAGCCCCUGCCGCUCAGCCAUCAGCUCCAGCUGCCGGCGCCCCUUCAGCGUAUGUACCCUCUCUCUCUUCUAUUGGUAAUGCCCCUGACUCACAAACUCAUAGUCCUGGUGGUGUUUUCGUCACCGUCUCUCAGCCUGCUGAGGCUACUGGUGCCCCUGCUCCUUCAGCUCCCGCCGCAACCAGCACUCUCUUGACCAUGACCAAACCUGCUCCCGGAACUGGCGGUCAGCCUGUUCCUACCAGUGUUGGUAGCCCUGAGCCUGCUCCUACCACCCCCACUGCUCCUGGUACUGGUGCAGGUGAGGGUGGCUCUGGCUCCGGUUCUGAAGAGACUGCUGGUACUGCAUGCAGUGAUGAGGGCGCCUGGAACUGCAUUGGUGGAACCAAGUACCAGCGUUGCGCUUCCGGUCGCUGGUCUGUUGUUCAAUCUAUGGCCGCUGGCACAACCUGCUCUGGCAAUAAGAGCUCGGCUAUGGCCUUUGGUUUCGGUCGCCGACUUGCCAUUCGAGGUCGCCAGGUCUAAGGCUAUCUUGAACUAGAGCUGAGCUGCAAUUCGGAAUGUCAAGAGGAAGGAGAGCAAAAUAGACCAGCAUAUACCUUGCUUGACGUUCUGGAAGAGUGGAUGGAAGGGUUUGGGAGUUUUUAUCUUCAUGUACAAUAACUGGAAUAGGAAUCAGACUCAUGGAUCUUUCAAAACACUUAUUUCGACAUGGCUGUGAUUGUUAAUUGUAGAAUAUGGCUCAUCG
This is a messenger RNA of Fusarium oxysporum Fo47, 1915 nucleotides long. RefSeq lists its product as uncharacterized. The coding region runs from base 343 to 1692 and encodes 449 amino acids. Lineage: Eukaryota; Fungi; Ascomycota; Sordariomycetes; Hypocreales; Nectriaceae. The transcript has a single exon. The record is from RefSeq and is a predicted model, not a curated record.